This is a messenger RNA of Lottia gigantea (owl limpet), 867 nucleotides long. RefSeq lists its product as hypothetical. The transcript is spliced from 5 exons. NCBI's taxonomy places the organism in Eukaryota, Metazoa, Mollusca, Gastropoda, Lottiidae. The record is from RefSeq and is a predicted model, not a curated record. Bases 1 to 867 code for a protein of 288 amino acids.
AUGCGGUUAGCUGGCCGGUUGUUGGUGGAGCUAAGAAAAUUGGUCGCAGAUACUGGUAAUGAAAAACACAUGUCUAUGUGGGAUUUUAUAAAACCAGAAUUUUUCGAUAUCAUGGCCCAAGCUGCAUUAGAAGUUGCUAUACCACUGAUUGAUGAUGAAGAUGAAAUAAAAUCUCCAUCAAAUUGCUUGAAACUGAAAUAUGACAUUCUGAGAUUGACAAAGUUUAAGUGGAGCUUUGUUGUUAAAGGCACAGAACAAAACGAUAAGGAAAGAAAAGACUGUAAAACGUUUUUACAUCUGAUGUCACUUGAAUUCAAAACAAAAGUCACCAAAUUGGCGUACACAGUUCUAAUGAAGAGACAAUUUACGAAAAGCAAAGAUAUUCCAGCACCGUCAGAUAUUGAAAUUCUAAAUAAGCAUCUCAUUAGCGAACUAUCAACAUGUUCCUUGAAUUCUUCAAAAGAAAACUUAUUUCAUAUUGUAAAAUUCCUGCAAUGCAGACUCUUAUCUUACAACAAAAGGCGGUCUGGUGAAAUCGAUGCCAUCAGAAAACCUUUAGAAUUUAUCGUUAAUGCUGAUGUUCGUGAAAAAGCUGGAGUAAACAAAGAUAACAGAUUUCUCUUUCCAAAUUCAGUAAAUGGAGCUAUGAGAAGUUGUGAAUCAUUGAAAAAUAUAUGCUCAGAUUUAAAUCUUAAAAACCCAGAAAACAUUACAAGUGUUUCAAUGCGAAAAUACACUUCAACACUUACACAGGUUAUGGAUUUGAAAAACAACCAAAUGGAUUGGCUUUGUAAGAAUCUUGGACAGGCAAUUGUCUUUACAACACAUAUAAUUAUUAAAAAAUACAAAAAAAAAUUAAUGAAUUAG